AUGCCUUUAGCUAGCGAGGACGUCCGCGACGCAGAGAAAAACCCGACCAAUACCGACAACGUCAUUCCAGAAGAUGCAAGCCGCGGAUUAAGAGCAUGGCCCAGCACGCGCGACGACGAGAUACAAGAAGCUGAAGAGGCACAAGAAGAGGAUGUUGAACCCCACGAAAAGGCAAUGGAGCAACCGAGUGGCAUCUCAAAGGUCCUGUCGAGGAGGUCUGCAGCGUCGAGUUGGAGAGACCCUGGGCCUGCGCCAGACGGUGGGUCAGCCUGGAUCCAGGUCCUUUGCACCCACAUUACCGUCUUCAAUACUUUUGGUUUCUUCACAUCCUUUGGUGUGUUCCAGACGUACUAUCAGACAACGUUGGGCAUUUCUCCAUCCACUAUUUCCUGGAUUGGCUCGUUACAGGUCUUCCUACUCUUUGGCAUUGGCACAUUUACCGGCAGAGCGACAGAUGCAGGCUUUUUCCGCCAUUCAUACAUUGCUGGCGCUGUGUUCCAAAUCAUCGGAGUCUUCACAAUGGCUGAAAGUACGAAGCUUUGGCAUCUGUUCUUAUCGCAAGCCAUCUGUCUUGGUAUAUCGAAUGGUCUGCAAUUUUGCCCAGCCAUGGCUCUCGUAUCGACGUACUUCGUGAAGAGAAGGGCUUUCGCGAUGGGCUUGACAGCGCUAGGAUCCUGCACGGGAGGCGUCAUCAUGCCCGUCAUUGUCCAACAGUGUCUCCCACGCCUCGGCUUUCCAUGGACAAUCCGUAUCAUCGGCUUUAUCAUGCUCGCUCUCAACGUCGUCGCCAUUACCCUCUUUCGUACACGUCUCCCACCACGCAAGAGCGGCGAAAUCGUGGACUGGGCUUCCUUCCGUGAGCUACCCUACUCGCUCUUCUGCGCAGCAAUGUUCUUCAAUUUCUGGGGGUUGUACUUCGCUUUCUUCUACGUCGGCGCAUACGGUCGUAACGUCUUGGGCGUGUCGUACCAGUCUUCUAUCAAUCUCUUGCUGGUCACCGUCUGCAUGGGCUUCGUCUUCCGCCUCCUUCCCACCUACUACGCCGACAAAAUCGGCUCUCUCAACGUGCUCAUCCCAUUUGCCUUUCUCUGUAGCAUCAUGAUGUACUCCUGGAUCGGGAUCCACAGCAUUGGCGGACUGUACACCUUUGCCGCCAUCUACGGUUCCGGAUCCGCCGUCAUCCAAGCGCUGUGGCCUGCCAUCAUCGGUAAGUGCAGCAAAGUGCAGGAUUUGAAGAGAGCUGGUGUGAGAAUGGGCAUGGCGUUUACGAUUGUGAGCUUUGCGAGCUUGACGGGACCGCCGCUUGCCGGGGCGCUGAUUCAGUCUGCGGGCGGGAGUUACACGUAUGCGAAUAUCUGGGCGGGGACGAGUUUUUUGAUUGGAGGGUGCUUGUUGAUUGCGACGAGAUGGGCGCUUGUGGGUAUGGAUUGGAAGGCUAAUAUUUAA
This is a messenger RNA of Didymosphaeria variabile, 1446 nucleotides long. RefSeq lists its product as uncharacterized. Gene Ontology annotation, biological process: transmembrane transport. The transcript has a single exon. The record is from RefSeq and is a predicted model, not a curated record. Gene Ontology annotation, cellular component: fungal-type vacuole membrane. Gene Ontology annotation, molecular function: transmembrane transporter activity. Lineage: Eukaryota; Fungi; Ascomycota; Dothideomycetes; Pleosporales; Didymosphaeriaceae. The coding region runs from base 1 to 1446 and encodes 481 amino acids.